This is a messenger RNA of Terrapene triunguis (Three-toed box turtle), 2546 nucleotides long. It is a transcript of the gene ATG7, whose product is annotated as autophagy related 7. The transcript has 19 exons. The record is from RefSeq and is a predicted model, not a curated record. NCBI's taxonomy places the organism in Eukaryota, Metazoa, Chordata, Testudines, Emydidae. Gene Ontology annotation, cellular component: cytoplasm; phagophore assembly site. The coding region runs from base 93 to 2225 and encodes 710 amino acids. Gene Ontology annotation, biological process: piecemeal microautophagy of the nucleus; cellular response to nitrogen starvation; autophagosome assembly. Gene Ontology annotation, molecular function: Atg8 activating enzyme activity; Atg12 activating enzyme activity.
GGAGCUGGCGGACUCGGAGGUGGAACGGUUGGAGGGGCAGGCGGCGCGGGGGAUGGUGGCGGACCGCGGCUGAGCUUUAAUUGAAUAAAACAAUGGCAACUGCUGAUAGUGAGACACACAAUCCCCUGGAACCUAGAAUCCCAAAGCUACAGUUUGUUCCCUUCACCAGUGCCUUGGAUGCGGGAUUCUGGCAUGAGCUGACGCAGAAGAAACUUAAUGAGUAUAGAUUAGAUGAGACUCCGAAAGGUAUCAAAGGCUACUACUAUAAUGGUGAUCCUUUUGGUCUCCCAGCUCGUUUAACGUUGGAGUUUAGUGCCUUUGAUGUGAAUGCUGCCACCCCAGCACACUGCUGUCCUGCUGUCGGAACAUUAUAUAACACCAACACUUUUGAAUCUUUCAAAUCCUGUGAUAAGAAGUCACUUUUGGAAAAAGCAGCAAAUGAGAUAUGGGAGACAAUAAAAUCGGGGACUGCCCUUGAAAACCCCAUGCUCUUGAACAAGUUCCUGCUUCUGACUUUUGCAGAUUUAAAAAAGUAUCGCUUCUAUUACUGGUUUUGCUACCCUGCUCUCUGCUUCCCUGAUGGCAUACCUAUUGUUCAGCAGGCGGUCUGCCUAGGUGAAAGGUUCUCUCCAACUCAGAUUCAAGCGCUCCAGAAAGCAUAUGAUGAACUUUGCCAGAGGGAAAGAGUUACUGCCUUGCCUUACUUUUUAAUCAAGUAUAAUGACAAGUCUGUUUUGGUGUCACUGCUUAAAAACUGGAAUGAUUUUUUCCAAGAUCAAGAGGAAAAGGUGACGGUUGGAGUUUAUGAUCCCUGCAAUUUUACCCAGUAUCCAGGAUGGCCGCUGAGGAACUUACUGGUCAUGGCAGCACACAGAUGGGGUAACCACCUCCAUUCAGUCGAAGUGCUCUGCUUCAGAGACAGGACCAUGCAAGGCGUGAGAGACAUAACACACAGCAGCAUCUUUGAAAUAAAGCUUCCACAGAUGCCACAGAGCCCAGUAGAUUGUCCAAAAGCUGUUGGAUGGGAGAAAAACCAAAAAGGAGGCAUGGGUCCAAGAAUGGUUAAUCUCAGCGAAUGUAUGGAUCCUAAAAGGUUAGCUGAGUCGUCUGUGGAUCUUAACCUUAAAUUGAUGUGCUGGCGGUUGGUGCCUACUCUUGACCUGGAGAAAGUUGUGUCUUCUAAGUGUCUGCUGCUAGGAGCUGGUACGCUGGGUUGUUGUGUAGCCAGAACCUUAAUGGGAUGGGGAGUCAGACAGAUCACAUUUGUGGACAAUGCAAAAAUCUCAUAUUCCAACCCUGUACGGCAGCCUCUAUACGAGUUUGAAGAUUGUCUCGAUGGUGGGAAGCCUAAGGCACUUGCGGCAGCAGACAGACUGCAAAAAAUAUUUCCAGGAGUGAAUGCAGAAGGAUUUAACAUGAGCAUCCCCAUGCCAGGUCACCCUGUGAAUUUUUCUGAAGUCACCAUGGAACAGGCUCGAAAGGAUGUGGCACAGCUUGAACGGCUCAUUGAUGCUCAUGAUAUUAUUUUCCUGUUAAUGGACACUAGGGAAAGUCGAUGGCUUCCUGCUGUCGUUGCAGCCAGCAAGAGGAAGCUGGUCAUCAAUGCUGCAUUGGGAUUUGACACAUUUGUUGUGAUGAGACAUGGACUAAAGAAACCAAAGCAGCAGGAGUCUGGUGAUUCAUGUUCCAACAAUGCCUCCGGCUCUGCUGAUCUCCUGGGAUCAUCGCUCUUUUCAAACAUCCCUGGCUAUAAACUUGGCUGCUACUUCUGCAAUGAUGUUGUGGCACCGGGAGAUUCCACCAGGGAUCGGACAUUGGAUCAGCAGUGCACAGUCAGUCGACCAGGAUUAGCCAUGAUAGCUGGAGCCCUUGCAGUAGAGCUAAUGGCUUCUGUUUUACAACAUCCAGAAGGUGGUUAUGCUGUUGCUAGCAGCAGUGAUGACAGAAUGAAUGAACCACCUACCUCUCUUGGGCUUGUGCCUCAUCAGAUUCGUGGCUUUUUAUCAAGAUUUGAUAAUGUCCUUCCUGUCAGCCUUGCAUUUGACAAGUGCACAGCCUGCUCUCCCAAAGUCCUUGACCAGUAUGAGCGAGAGGGGUUUAAUUUCCUUGCAAAAGUUUUUAAUUCCUCACAUUCCUUCUUAGAAGACCUAACAGGUCUGACUUUAUUACAUCAGGAAACUCAAGAUGCUGAGAUUUGGGACAUGAGUGAUGAUGAAACAGUCUGAAAGCCAAAUGAAUGAAGUGGAAGAUGACCUGCUUUAGGCUUCAGUGAUGUCUUUUAAUCCGUCAUUUGACAAGUUAAUGAUUGCUUACACAUUUUGAUUUACAAAUAUAAACAAAUAUAAUCUACAUCUGUGCUAUGAAUGGGACAUUAUCUUCAACUAAAAUAAUAGUUCUACUGUGGAUGUAAUUCUCCCCUGCUUUUCAUUUUUAUCCUAUGCAUGAGAUAGCACUCUUGCUAGAGCAAUGCGUUUGUUUAAAUCCACUUUCUAUUUUUUUUCUAUUUCUAAACAUAGCUUACAUAUAAAAUAUGCCACUUUAAAUAG